Arabidopsis arenosa is the source of this 1156-nucleotide messenger RNA. Lineage: Eukaryota; Viridiplantae; Streptophyta; Magnoliopsida; Brassicales; Brassicaceae. The record is from the annotation of a GenBank genome assembly.
UCUCAAUCGCUAGAGAAAAUGGGAGUCAUGAUCAAUCACCAUUUGCUCGCUUUUAUCUUCGGCAUCUUAGGAAACGUGAUAUCCUUCCUUGUAUUCCUCGCUCCAGUGCCAACUUUUUAUAGAAUAUACAAGAAAAAAUCGACGGAAAGUUUCCAGUCGCUACCGUACCAAGUGUCGCUAUUUAGCUGCAUGCUAUGGCUCUACUACGCAUUGAUUAAGAAAGACGCUUUUCUCCUAAUUACCAUAAACUCCUUCGGCUGCGUUGUGGAGACUCUCUACAUCGCCAUGUUCUUCGCUUACGCCACCAGGGACAAAAGGAUAUCGGCUAUGAAGUUGUUCAUAGCGAUGAACGUUGCCUUCUUCUCGUUGAUUCUAAUGGUAACACAUUUCGUGGUUAAAACUCCCACCCUCCAAGUCUCUGUCCUAGGCUGGAUUUGCGUUGCCAUUUCUGUUUCUGUUUUCGCUGCCCCUCUAAUGAUCGUGGCUCGUGUGAUAAAGACAAAGAGUGUGGAGUUCAUGCCCUUCACGCUUUCUUUCUUCCUCACUAUAAGCGCCGUUAUGUGGUUCGCUUAUGGUUUAUUCCUCAACGACAUAUGCAUAGCGAUUCCAAACGUGGUGGGAUUCGUACUAGGGCUGUUGCAAAUGGUUUUAUACGGAGUUUACAGGAACUCAAAUGAGAAACCAGAGAUGGAAAAGAAGAUUAAUUCGUCAGAACAACAACUUAAGAGUAUUGUCGUGAUGAGUCCGUUAGGUGUGUCGGAAGUGCACCCAGUUGUGACGGAAUCGGUGGACCCACUCUCUGACGCCGUUCGUCAUGAGGAUCUGUCCAAAGUUACUAAAGUGGAGGAGCCGUCAAUUGAAAACGGCAAAUGCCACGUGGAGACUACUCGUCCUGAAACCGUUUGAAGUGUCAAUAUAUGUGAAGCAAAAUAUUUCUCUCUCUCUCUCUCUCUUUUGCUCUCUUUCUCUCGGCUCGUCGGGCCGGCCAAAGGAAGAAAUUGUAUUAUCGGCGGGGUGGUUUGUUAAAUUUCCAUUUUUGUUUCGUAUCUUAUUGAUGAUGUACUACUUGCAUAAAGUUUUGUGUUUAUUUGAAUAUAUUAUCUUUGUGUAAGUUGUAACUAGUGCUCAUUUGAUAUAAUAAACCUCAGUAGCUUGA